Molecule: messenger RNA, 156 nt
Organism: Sphaeroforma arctica JP610
Lineage: Eukaryota; Ichthyosporea; Ichthyophonida
Exons: 1
Source: RefSeq, a predicted model, not a curated record
AUGGAAGUGUACCACUGGGCCCUGGGAGAACAGGACAUCACACUCUACUACGAGGUGCUCACAUCACUGUGGAAGCUGGAUGAGAGGAACCACCUGUUCAAGGGCCAGGAGUUCAUGCUAAAGUGCAGGGAGAGCUUCGCCUCCCGUCUGAUGAAC